Messenger RNA from Budorcas taxicolor (takin), 2190 nucleotides. It is a transcript of the gene DDX4, whose product is annotated as DEAD-box helicase 4. Lineage: Eukaryota; Metazoa; Chordata; Mammalia; Artiodactyla; Bovidae. Gene Ontology annotation, biological process: cell differentiation; gamete generation. The record is from RefSeq and is a predicted model, not a curated record. Gene Ontology annotation, cellular component: P granule; nucleus. The transcript is spliced from 21 exons. Gene Ontology annotation, molecular function: ATP binding; RNA helicase activity; RNA binding. Bases 1 to 2190 code for a protein of 729 amino acids.
AUGGGAGAUGAAGAUUGGGAAGCAGAAAUAAUCAAACCUCAUGUGUCUUCCUAUGUUCCUGUAUUUGAGAAGGAUAGGUAUUCUUCUGGAGCAAAUGGGGACACUUUUAACAGGACUCUGGCUUCAUCGUCAGAAAUGGGUGAUGGAUCAUCUCGAAGAGAUCAUUUCACGAGAAGCGGAUUUGCCUCUGGGAGGAGUUUGGGAAACAGAGAUCCUGGUGAGUCUAAUAAAAGAGAGAAUACGUCCACAGUGGGUGGUUUUGGAGUUGGAAAGAGUUUUGGAAACAGAGGUUUUUCAAAUAACAAGUUUGAAGAAGGUGAUAGCUCUGGUUUCUGGAGAGAGUCUAGUAAUGACUGUGAAGAUAAUCAAACACGGAACAGAGGGUUUUCCAAGAGAGGCGGUUAUCAAGACGGAAAUGAUUCAGAAGCUUCAGGAUCGUCCAGAAGAGGUGGAAGAGGUAGUUUCCGAGGUUGCCGUGGAGGAUUUGGUUUAGGAAGUCCAAAUAGCAAUUAUGAACAAGAUGAGGGGACCCAGCGCUCUGGUGGCAUUUUUGGUUCUAGAAGAUCAGCAUUACGUGGUGCAGAUAAUGGCGACACUUUCCAAAGCAGAAGUGGUAGUGGAAGUGGACGAGGUGGUUACAAAGGUUUAAAUGAAGAAGUAAUUACAGGCUCUGGAAAGAAUUCUUGGAAGUCAGAAGCUGAAGGAGGAGAAAGUGGUGACACUCAAGGACCAAAAGUGACUUACAUACCACCUCCUCCACCUGAAGAUGAGGACUCCAUCUUUGCACAUUAUCAGACAGGCAUUAACUUUGACAAAUAUGAUACUAUUCUUGUAGAAGUAUCUGGACAUGAUCCACCACCAGCAAUUCUGACUUUGGAAGAAGCUAAUCUUUGUCAGACACUGAAUAACAACAUUGCUAAAGCUGGUUAUACUAAGCUUACUCCUGUGCAAAAAUACAGUAUUCCUAUUAUACAAGGAGGACGAGAUUUGAUGGCUUGUGCUCAGACAGGCUCUGGAAAGACUGCAGCUUUUCUCUUGCCAAUUUUGGCUCAUAUGAUGCGUGAUGGAAUAACUGCCAGUCGUUUUAAAGAACUUCAGGAACCAGAGUGUAUUAUUGUAGCACCAACUCGAGAGUUGAUCAAUCAAAUCUAUUUGGAAGCCAGAAAAUUUUCUUUUGGGACUUGUGUAAGAGCAGUUGUCACAUAUGGGGGAACCCAGUUGGGGCAUUCAAUUCGACAGAUAGUACAAGGCUGUAAUAUAUUAUGUGCUACUCCUGGGAGACUGAUGGAUAUCAUAGGCAAAGAAAAGAUUGGUCUCAGACAAGUCAAAUACUUAGUUUUGGAUGAAGCUGAUCGCAUGCUGGAUAUGGGUUUUGGACCAGAGAUGAAAAAGUUAAUUUCCUGCCCAGGAAUGCCAUCAAAGGAACAGCGUCAGACCCUUAUGUUCAGUGCAACUUUUCCAGAAGAAAUUCAAAGGUUGGCUGGGGAGUUUUUAAAGUCGAAUUAUUUGUUUGUUGCUGUUGGACAAGUGGGUGGAGCAUGUAGAGAUGUUCAGCAGACCAUUCUUCAAGUUGGCCAGUACUCAAAAAGAGAAAAACUUGUUGAAAUUCUACGAAACAUAGGUGAUGAAAGAACUAUGGUCUUUGUUGAAACUAAGAAAAAAGCAGAUUUUAUUGCCACUUUUCUUUGUCAAGAAAAAAUAUCAACAACAAGUAUUCAUGGUGAUCGUGAACAGAGAGAAAGAGAGCAAGCUCUUGGAGAUUUCCGCUGUGGAAAGUGCCCUGUUCUUGUUGCUACUUCAGUAGCUGCCCGAGGGCUGGAUAUUGAAAAUGUUCAGCAUGUUAUUAAUUUUGAUCUUCCUUCUACCAUUGAUGAAUAUGUUCAUCGAAUUGGGCGUACUGGUCGUUGUGGAAAUACUGGCAGAGCUAUUUCCUUUUUUGAUCUGGAAUCAGAUAGCCAUUUAGCACAGCCUCUAGUGAAAGUGCUAUCAGAUGCUCAACAGGAUGUUCCUGCAUGGUUAGAAGAAAUUGCCUUUAGUACAUAUGGUCCUGGCUUCAGUGGUAAUGCAAGAGGAAAUGUGUUUGCAUCAGUCGAUACUAGAAAGAAUUACCACGGCAAGAGCUCUUUGAACACAGCAGGGUUUUCUUCAUCACAAGCUCCUAAUCCAGUAGAUGAUGAGUCAUGGGAUUAA